AUGCCUCCAAACCCAACGGCCGCCCCGUUCAACCGAAAGGACGGUAACCGCGUCCCGAUACACUUGUUCACGGCCGACGAGAACAAGAGGAGCCUCCUUGCUGUGGCCACCAACGACGGCCUACAACUCCAAAAUUGGAACGUCACCGAUGUGGACUGGAAGCAGUUGCGCAAGCGUGUUGGUGUUCGCCUCCGCAAAAUGCUGGCAGACGAUGCUCACAUUGUCAACUGUGGCGCAGUGUCGGCUGCCCAGUUUGAGGCGUAUAUCCGUCGGGUCGAGCGAACGGACGACGACGAACCCGAAUACGCAGACUCGCAGGUCCUCGUCGCGCUCGCCAUUGAGCUGGGAAAGACGAUCGUCAUUUUGCAGCCGUGUGGCGGCUACAACCACAUCGACCCGACGCAAUGGGUCCCAGGGGCUGCCGACAAGGCCGUGGUCAUCGCUGCGAUCUCCGAGUACGAUGGUCCUCGUGCAUCUGUCGGUCAUUACCUGGCCGUCAACAUUGCCCCGCACGUCAACGUCGGUGUGGGCGACCUCCACAUGCUUCGCAAGGAGAUGUGGGAGCGAGAGAUUGGCCUGCCUCGUUACCAGGCAAUCCUGGAUGACCCUGCCGACCGCCGCGACAAGACGUGGAUUGGCGGCGAGAUCGACCGCAUGAGGCAAGAGCUCAACAACCUGCGCCAGCAGAUUGUGGCUGCCAUCCAGAUCGUCCUCGUCCCCAAGACCCUCAAGGCGAUCCCUGGGCUCCUUUCGCGCGACAACGACGCGCACACGCUGCAGCGAAACGUGGCGCGCCUCUACAUCGCAGCGGCCGACCAGGACGUUCACCGGGUGUAUGCCGCCGAUGGUUUCGAGGCGGUCUCGCACUCGCUGCAGAGCCAGCUGGGUAUCGUCGCAGCCCCUGGUGACCUGCGCCAGAAGGCUGUGGCGUACUUGGAAGCGUGGCAGCGCAGUGGCGCCGACAUUGCCGGCAAGAUGACAACGACCAGCUGGGGCGAGUACCUGCACGGCCUGCGCAACAAGACGCAGAUGGACGCCAAGGCACUUGGAGCAGUUGCCGUGUUCCUCAACGUGAGAGCGAGACGAAUGCCAAAGAAGACCGGUGCUGACGACUGGCAGAUCGAUGUUCAUGUCUUCCGUGCUUCGGGUACCUUCGACAAGGUGUCCCCGCUCGCCAUUGUGAAUGAUGACGUCGAUGUCUACCGAGACAUGUUCUCGGACGAUGCUGAGCCCCGUCGUCCUCAAAAGCGCAAGCGCCAGGACGACGGCCCAAAACUCCUCGACUUUGAGGGUCUGCGUCAGGAGGUGCAGGAGCUUGCUGCCGAGGUGUACAAGCUUCGCGCUGCCGAGGACGAGGAACUGAAUUCGUCCGCGGCAAGAUCUCCGCCACCGACAACGGCCGCUUUCGACGCCGCCACCGCUCAACGUGGUCGCCACUUCAAGGACGGCACGUACGACUGUGCAGCUCGAGGCUCAGCUUUUGUGGCAAUCGAGGCGUACCUUCGGAAGGCCAGUGACGGUCCCACGACCUCGCAGAAGAACCUGCUCCUGGAAACUUUGCAGUCGGAGCUUGUUCAGCUGCGACGGAGUCACGAAGAUGCCGUGUACCUGCCCAUGAACGUCCCGCAACUCACUGGUGCCACGGGGAUGACGUUGGUAAGCACGGUUGCUGCGGCCACAGGUACACAGCUCCCGCUGUUCGGCGCGCCUAUUGUGCCCCAACAACCUCCGCGAGCACGUCAAGGCCAUCGUGGAGCGACUUACCAAUGUCACACCCAUGACCACGAGGCUUGCGAACCACGUUGCCGAUCACCGACAGAGCGCGCGCGCUGA
Molecule: messenger RNA, 1833 nt
Organism: Apiotrichum porosum
Lineage: Eukaryota; Fungi; Basidiomycota; Tremellomycetes; Trichosporonales; Trichosporonaceae
Exons: 4
Coding region: 1-1833 (610 amino acids)
Source: RefSeq, a predicted model, not a curated record